AUGGUCGAGGAUGACGAGGGGGGCUCCAGCAUUGCGCCAAAGCCAGCCAAGAAGGCAAAGGGCUCCUCUUCGGGCGCUGGUUCGCAUGGCAAAGAUGACGAAGGAAACCCCUUCUGGGAGCUGUCAAAUAAGCGUCGGGUGGGAGUCUCGCAGUUCAAGAAGAUAAGUCUCAUCAAUAUCCGAGAGUUCUACGAGAAGGACGGCAAGACGCUCCCGGGAAAGAAGGGCAUCUCCCUCUCCGUCGAACAAUACACGGCCCUGCUCAAGGCAGUCCCGGCUAUCAAUGCCGCUUUACGUGACCUCGGCAACACUAUUGACGAAUCUGAUGAGCCCACGUCGACCGCUCUCAUCCCAACCUCAAAGCCUAAGAAAGACAGGUCGAAAUCGGACAAGGCCAAUAUCGACGCAACCAGUGACGAAGAUGAGGACUGA
Ilyonectria robusta is the source of this 432-nucleotide messenger RNA. Its product is annotated as transcriptional Coactivator p15-domain-containing protein. The transcript is spliced from 3 exons. The record is from RefSeq and is a predicted model, not a curated record. Gene Ontology annotation, molecular function: transcription coactivator activity; DNA binding. Gene Ontology annotation, biological process: positive regulation of transcription initiation by RNA polymerase II. Bases 1 to 432 code for a protein of 143 amino acids. Gene Ontology annotation, cellular component: nucleus; transcription regulator complex. Lineage: Eukaryota; Fungi; Ascomycota; Sordariomycetes; Hypocreales; Nectriaceae.